AUGGACGGCUCAUCAUCGAAGCUAGGAAGGAUGAAUAUUUUCCUCGGAGUCGCUGUCACCCUAUGGAUCAUCUUCAGUGCGCCAUUCUGCGAAGCGGUGACCAUCACGUACAGCCCGCCUACGGAAUGCGACAUCAUGAACAUCUCCUGGACGGGUGGACAACCGCCGUUUGUAUUGAACUUCAUAACGGUCUAUGGGGCUCAAUCCCUUCAGCAGCUCCCCUCGUCGGCAUUCACUGGCAGUGAAGGAUUUUACGAAACCCGCAUCCCGUACCCUUCCGGGACGCUCUUAUUAUUUAUUCUACAAGAUGCCACUGGGUUUCCAGAUGGUGGUACCUCGGAUGUGAUCAGCGUUGGAGCUAACGUAGACGGCACCACCUGCUAUCCUACGGCAGAUACACCCAAUUUUGACUUCAAGACGGACAGUUAUAUCCAGCAAUGCCAGCCGUUCAAUUUUUUUGGCUACAAUGAUGGCACAUCCCAACCGAUAACGAUUAUAGGUAUGAUCCCUGGGGCUCAAGUAUUCACUUUAACCCCACCGAUGGGAUCUACAUCCUUCGAAUGGACAGCUAGUCUCCCGGGCUCCACCACAGUACUUUUCACAAUGGUGGAUGCUGCAGGUCACAGGGGAGCUGUUACACAGCUCAUGACUGUCGAGGAGACAAGCAAUACCGCGUGUCUUAGCGGGCCCUCGGCGGUCUUGAGUCCGACGCCGACCGGAAAAGGAAUCGGUCCUCCUUGUCCGUCCCCGACCAGCACUAGACCUUCGUGGACAUCAUCCUCUCCCUACACAUCUACAACACCCUCGGCAUCGGCAUCUGCUACCCAUAGGUCUCUCACUGCAGGGGAGAUAGCGGGUAUCUCUGUCGCAAGUGCCUUUGGAACGCUACUUCUCCUCGGAUGCGUGGUCCUCCCCAUAAGUCGGAGGCUCUCUAGAAAGAGGAAAGCAAUCGACCCGCCUCCACCGAAACCCCCAAAGGUAAUGACGGUUGAGAAGGUAGACAUCGGAAAGACGGAGAUCGGAAAUGUCGAAGAUAACAGAGCCGAGCCAAACCCUGACCCUGUCAAUCGGAAAACCGACCCGCCUCCCCAGGAUCCAUGGCCUGGAAGGAACGUAAAUAUGGUUUACAUUCAGAAUGCACCGCCCCAGGCCAACUGGGAGAAUAAAAAUACCCUCAACAACUGGAAUCCACCGAAAAGCCGGAAGACGAGCGUCCGAACCCCGUCAGUCUCUUCACAAAGUGACAAGGUCGAUCCUCAGCCCAGUCCGCUACCGCCGCCCAAGUGCCCCUCUGUUCCAAGCUGUAAAAACGAGCCCGUAAUUACCUCGACCUGUCCACCCUUUAUCAAGGACAUGUCCGGUACAUGGUCACCGGGUUUAUAA
Messenger RNA from Gloeophyllum trabeum ATCC 11539, 1383 nucleotides. RefSeq lists its product as uncharacterized. The transcript has 5 exons. Bases 1 to 1383 code for a protein of 460 amino acids. The record is from RefSeq and is a predicted model, not a curated record. NCBI's taxonomy places the organism in Eukaryota, Fungi, Basidiomycota, Agaricomycetes, Gloeophyllales, Gloeophyllaceae.